CUCUCUCUCUCUCUCUCUCUCUCUCUCUCUAUUUCAGGCUCUCGUGCUGGUGAAAGUGCAUCAUCUUGCUUCCUCUGUGAAGUUGCUUCUUUUCUCUCGGUCUUUAAUUGUCUCCUCUUUGUAUACAGAACCCUCCGACUUUAGGACAUGGACUGUGCUCUGGACCAACUGGACGCUACAGGAUUUCUGCGCAUCUGGCAACACUUCGAUGCCGAUGAUAACGGCUACAUCGAGGGGAAGGAGCUGGACGCGUUUUUCCGGCAUCUUCUGAUGAAGCUUGGACCUGGGGAUAAGAUAACGGAGGAGAGAGUGCAGCAGGUGAAGGCGAGGUUCAUGUCGGCCUACGACGUGACAGCUGAUGGUCGUCUGCAGAUCCAGGAACUCGCCAAUAUGAUCUUACCAGAAGAAGAAAACUUCCUGUUGCUCUUCCACCGUGAAGCUCCUCUGGACAACAGCGUGGAGUUUAUGAAGAUCUGGAGGAAGUAUGACGCAGAUAGCAGUGGGUACAUAUCUGCAGCCGAGCUAAGGAAUUUCUUGAAGGAUCUCUUUGACCAGCACAAAAAGGAAUUGUCCACGAACAAGCUGGAUGAAUACACAGACACCAUGAUGAAUAUAUUUGACAAGAACAAAGAUGGCCGCUUGGAUCUGACUGAUUUAGCUCGAAUCCUUGCUCUCCAGGAGAACUUCCUGUUGCAGUUCCAGAUAGACGCGAACACUCUGAAUGAGAGAAAGCGAGACUUUGAAAAAAUCUUCACUCAUUAUGAUGUUAGUAAAACUGGUGCUCUGGAGGGACCUGAGGUGGAUGGAUUCGUCAAGGACAUGAUGGAGCUGGUCAGGCCAAGUAUCUCCGGUCCAGAGUUGGACCAGUUCAGGGUCAUGCUGCUGAAUCACUGCGACAUGAAUAAAGAUGGAAAGAUCCAGAAGAACGAGCUGGCGCUGUGUUUAGGGAUGAAACCUAAACCUUAGACCAUGUUCUGUGUUUGUUACACAGUGUGAAGCCUCUCUUCUUCUUUUUUUCCAAACGUGUGCUAAUAUAAUCUGAUUAAUAAACUUACAGACACUUGCUAAUAAUGAAUGUUUAUGUUUUACAGUGUUGUUAUGAGGUCACUGCUCCUGUGCUUCAUUUACAGUCAGGAUGUGUUUUCACCAAAUGUUAUUGUAUACAGGGGAAAAAAACGUGUCACCCAUCACUCAUCUUUUUUUUGUGUGUGUGUGUAGUGUGGGGUGUUAUGAGCACAAACAACAGCUGGAAGCCGGAGCUCCUCCGUGUUUGUUUUGCUAGGUUACAGAAAAGUGCAUUUAGUUAGCGGCAUAAACGUUUCAUCAUUUAUUAACAUUUUAAAUGUUUAUAUCUAACACAAGCCACUAAGCCCUGUUUCCUCUCAGGUAUUCAUUGUCAUUUCCUGUACUCGUUAUCUCAUUCUACUCAUUACCACACACAAGCUUUUCAAUUUGUCCUAAUUUUAGCCCCUUCUAACGCUGACUAAUUUCACUGUUAGCAUAAACGACGACACGAUCUCUGUCUCCAGCAGAAGCUGUUAAACAAUACCAUUUUCAUGUCUAUGUUAUCACCAUGCUAAUGGAAGCAGAGGAGAGAGCCAAAGCUGUAACACUAACACUUUCACUCCUAAAGAGAAUUAGCUGUAUGUUUUCUGUCAGGAUUGAUGUGCGUGUUUUUGCUAACUCACGGUGUAAAAUAUUCUCACCGUGUACAGUCGUCUAAUCUAACAUUGUUCUGUUCAUCGUAUGACAGUCUGGUGACUGUUUAAAAAUCAUAAAUAAGCAGUGGAGAUCUCUGAGAAUAAACGGAGAGUGUGAUUAUUAGCCUGAGUCUGUACUGUGGUGUGAAGACAUACAGUACUGCAUGGUGUUCAUUAGCAGUUAGCAUGUUCUGUGACUUUAGCUCAACUCUGUAUUAAAUUAUAUAGAAUUAGAAUUGAUUUACACAGUAGUUCUGUUUUACACUUUCUGGAAUUCAUUUCCACAUUUGAAUAAAGAAGGUUAAACUUGCAA
Messenger RNA from Tachysurus fulvidraco (yellow catfish), 2013 nucleotides. RefSeq names its product secretagogin, EF-hand calcium binding protein (gene scgn). The coding region runs from base 148 to 966 and encodes 272 amino acids. Gene Ontology annotation, biological process: regulation of presynaptic cytosolic calcium ion concentration; regulation of long-term synaptic potentiation. Gene Ontology annotation, molecular function: calcium ion binding. NCBI's taxonomy places the organism in Eukaryota, Metazoa, Chordata, Actinopteri, Siluriformes, Bagridae. The transcript is spliced from 11 exons. Gene Ontology annotation, cellular component: terminal bouton; synapse; cytosol. The record is from RefSeq and is a predicted model, not a curated record.